UCCUAAUUAAAGUCCUUGUUACGUAAUCCUUCAUUGGCGUGACCGAACUGCUGGCAUACUUUUGAGCGCCGUGGCGGUAACCGCAGAAUGCGCUGUGGUCGAAGGAGCACAAGUUGCCGACGUCGCCAUAUCGAUUAAGCCAUCAAAACUUCGACCGCUUAUUAAUGCGCGUACAUCAGCGCUAAAGUGCGGUCAUAAUUCAAAUGAGGCGCCCCCAGUUCUUGGCUUUUGGAGGGCGGCAAAUCGAGUCUCGGAUCAAUUGUUUGGCCAGCAGCGAUGAGGGAAGUGAAUCUGCUCAACCGCUUCACUCGGUAUUUCCUGUUUCUCAUCGUGCUGGUGACCCAGAUCUGUGGGGUCACCACUUUCGUCUACAGCUCGAGGCAGAAAUGCUUUCGACAAUCCGGAUUCCUGCGGUUGUACUCCAGCUUAAUUCUGUCUUUAGUGGGAUUAUUCCUCGUCAUUAACAUAAGUAAAAUGCUUCAUAGUCUCCAAAGUGCUUGGCCAUAUUUAGCGGGCAGUAUUGUCAUUCUGGUGGUUCGAGUGAAAGGAUUUAUGGAUAGCCAGGAGAUCGUAGAGCUAUUGAAUCAAAUGCUUGAAGUGCUGAGGCAGGUGAAAGUGAUGGCCAGGCAUUCGAAUAUCUUUCGCCUGGGUCACCUUAUACUUCUUCUCUUGACUUUACAAAAUCUUCUAAGAUCCUUAAACAUAGUGGUGGGUAUAAGUAGCCGUUCCGGAGAAGCUUACGACACACUGGCCAAUAGUAUUGUACUACUGAUUCUUCUGGGAGUUCUGCUGAGCUUUCUUCUCCAGAUUACCAUCAACAUUUGUCUUUUCGUGGUACUCAUUGCCUGCUAUAAUGAACUGCAUCGAUGCACUCAACGAGUCUCCAAAGAUAUGGAUAAACUAAGACAAUCCCAGGUCCUUGAGAGUGGGCAAUUUCUGGUUUUGGUAAAACAAUUACAAGGAAUCACUGAGAGGUUGAUUCGUCUACGUUCAAGUGUUUUUCAUCUGAAACUUCAAAUCAUUCAGCACUUUCGGUUCCAUUGGCUAAGUGCUCUUAUCUACGGACUGAUACCUUUUUUAUGUUUUACGGCCAUUGAUCGAAAUAGUUUUUAUUACCUGACUAUUUCUGCAUUGAACUUAAUAUUUCAGUGUACCAUUUUUGAGUUACUGUCAUGUGAAUCAAGGAUUACUAGAAGCUUUAGCAGCUUUCACUUGAUCAACUGUCACAAGGAAAUUGAAAGAACUAUUGAUGUCCUGCUCCACCAGGAAAUCAAGGAACGCAUCAGGGUCACCAUAUAUGGCAUUACGCUGGACACGAGACUCCUCUUGAAACUGCUGUCCAUUAGUGCUUUCUGUGCUCUUGUUAACCGGCAGGGAUACCUGCACCUCCACCGUCCUUAA
Molecule: messenger RNA, 1401 nt
Organism: Drosophila suzukii
Lineage: Eukaryota; Metazoa; Arthropoda; Insecta; Diptera; Drosophilidae
Gene: Grl65a
Product: Gustatory receptor-like 65a
Source: RefSeq, a predicted model, not a curated record